Diutina rugosa is the source of this 501-nucleotide messenger RNA. RefSeq lists its product as uncharacterized. The record is from RefSeq and is a predicted model, not a curated record. The transcript has a single exon. The coding region runs from base 1 to 501 and encodes 166 amino acids. Lineage: Eukaryota; Fungi; Ascomycota; Pichiomycetes; Serinales; Debaryomycetaceae.
AUGCACCAGUGGCCGUACGCGAUCUUCGAGAGGGUCAUUAGCCAUUUGUACGACCCCGCGGAUGUGGGGCUGUUCCUUCUCGCCUUGAAAGGCGACCAGCGCUUUCAGGAAGUACACAGUGCCCUCCUCACCCAGUCGUUUGGCUUUGGCCCCGAGCCCGACCAGCGCCACAACGGGAUCACACUUGAACACUACGCCGAGUGGAAGUGGAACCGCCGUCGCUCCUACAGCGAGACGGCGAAGAUCCAAGCGCAGCUGAACGAGCACACGCGGUUCUGGCAACGCCAAUUGGUGGUGUCAGGAUUCACCGCGGUGUUGUGGAUGGUGUUUGAAGUGGCGCUGGCGGCGUUUGGCAUCGCGGUGAUGCUCAAGUUGGUGAGAGUGUUCCGCGAGUUGGUGGAGCUUCUGGUGGCGGUGGUGCACGACUACGGCGUCUACAUCUUGGCGUUGGUAAUUGUGUUUACCACGUUGACCUUUCUUCGUGGUCAAUUUAUCGUUUAG